CCAGAGGCUGGAAAAUAUAAAAUAGAAGCCCAACUGAUUCGCUAUUCUGGCAAAAAGUACUUGAUGAGUUUUCCAACUCUAGAUGAAAUAGUUAAAGAAAAUGGUAAUGAGAGAUUGUCCGCAAUUCUUGAAAAUGAAAUAGCAAAUCAUCAUGAUAUUCCAUUUAUGGCUAUUAAGAAUGAAGG
Molecule: messenger RNA, 185 nt
Organism: Racocetra persica
Lineage: Eukaryota; Fungi; Glomeromycota; Glomeromycetes; Diversisporales; Gigasporaceae
Source: the annotation of a GenBank genome assembly